This is a messenger RNA of Condylostylus longicornis, 828 nucleotides long. Its product is annotated as zinc metalloproteinase nas-14. Gene Ontology annotation, molecular function: metalloendopeptidase activity; zinc ion binding. Lineage: Eukaryota; Metazoa; Arthropoda; Insecta; Diptera; Dolichopodidae. The transcript has 5 exons. Bases 1 to 828 code for a protein of 275 amino acids. The record is from RefSeq and is a predicted model, not a curated record. Gene Ontology annotation, biological process: proteolysis.
AUGUAUUUAAAAUGGAAUCCAAAUAUGGAAACAAACAUUUGGGAAACAUCUGAAUUAUUUGAAGGUGAUAUUAUGUUAUACAAUACACGAAAUGCAAUUUUAAAUGAUACUCUUAUAUGGCCUGAUGCAAUUGUACCGUAUUAUAUUGAUCCAGUAGAUUUUGAUGAUGCAGAAAUUGCUAUCAUAAAAAAUGCAAUAGAAGAAUAUCAUGAAAAAACUUGUGUAAAAUUUAGGCCAUAUGAAGAUGGUGAUUUAAGCUGGGUCACAAUAAAAGGAAAUACAACUGGUUGUUGGUCUAGCAUUGGGAUGAGAUUUGGUGGUCAAAUUUUAAACCUGAACCCAAUGAAAUGUGUACGACAUGGAACAGUUGUUCAUGAACUUUUACAUGUUUUAGGCUUUGUACAUCAACAGAGCUCUCCAGAUCGCGAUAAUUAUGUUAAAAUAAUAUGGGAUAAUAUUAAAAAAGGCAAAAAGAAAAACUUUCGAAAAUAUGAAUAUACGGAAGCGACUAGUUUUGGAGUUGAAUAUGAUUAUGAUAGUAUUAUGCAUUAUGGUAGAAAAGCAUUUUCUAAAAAUGGAGAACCGACAAUUGUUGCUUUGAAAAAUGGCGUUAAAAUUGGUCAACGUAAAAAAUUGAGUACUAAAGAUGUGAUAAAACUUCAAAGAAUGUAUGAACGUGAAUGUAAAUUGACUGAAUCUACAACCACAACUACCACUCCGAAAACUCCAGCUUCUGAUUCAGACGAAGAUGAAGAUGAUGACGAUGAAGAUGAAGGUUUUUUUUCGGGAUUUUUAGAACUUUUUGAAAAUAUAUUUGAUUUUGCUUAA